AUGAGUCUCGGACCUAGGUCACUCGAGGGGCUGCCGGGCGUACCAGGUUUUAAAGGGUUUAAGGGUGAGCCAGGGAUCCCAGGCAUGAUUGGCGCCCCGGGUCCGCCAGGACCUGCAGGAUAUCAAGGUGUUCGUGGGGAAAAAGGCAACCAGGGUCUGCCGGGAAUAGGGGUGCCAGGAACCCCAGGAAUCCCAGGAGGUCUUACCGAAGAAGAACGAAGAAUCGUGAUAGAUGAUCUGUUGGGAUUGCUCGAGGGUGAGAACAGCGGUCUCAGCUUAAACGUGUUUGAGAGUUCUGGACACUUUCCUUGGGCUGGAGAAGCUGAUCCCAGGCUAAUGGGGCCACCAGGACCUAAGGGCAAUCAGGGACCUAAAGGGCCCAGAGGACUACCAGGAAAUAUUGGUCCUUCUGGCUCUCCUGGUAAAGAUGGUUUUCCUGGAUCCGUGGGCCCGCCAGGAGAACCAGGUCUUCCAGGGACGAAAGGUGAUACAGGGUCAGUUGGUACGAAGGGUGACCGCGGUCAUUCUGGGGCACCAGGAGUCCCAGGACUUAUUACUACACUUAUACAGCCCGAUGGAACAAACAUCACACUUGUUAAGGGUGAAAAGGGCGAACCUGGAAUGAGGGGCAGGCGAGGUCAUCCUGGAUCGCCUGGCCUGUCAGGGCCAAUCGGCGACCUUGGUCUACCGGGUUGGCCGGGUUCUCCUGGUAGAUCAGGUCCUCGAGGGCUCCCGGGUUCUGGCAUUAAAGGCGAAGCAGGAACCCCAGGUCUACCUGGGCCCCCAGGCCCCCCAGGUUCAUCAGGUCUUACAAAGGGAUUCGACAGCGGUCAUUCUGUUACAUAUUCCGAUUUAGCAGUAAGCUACAAUGCACUGGAGCAGCAAGGACCGCCUGGACCAGCAGGACCGCCUGGCCCACCGGGACCUCCUGGACCUCCAGGUCAGGUCAGAGGUGGCCGAAUGUACACUUCAAUUCCAGGACCACCUGGGCCUCCUGGACCACGUGGGCCGACGGGCUUACCAGGUUGGCCUGUCAGAGGUCAAGGGCAGUUCGAGGAACACUCAGGCAUCGAUUACGGGAGACAUGUGCCUUAUAUACCUGGCAGCCUCGGUAAAACCAAUCCUGAACAAGGUUCCUCUAGCCCUUCUUGGAGAUCAAGAGCUAGCAUGAAGGAUGAAGAGUUAAAGGUGAAAAAGAUAAUUGAAGGCGUUGUAACAGCAACAAACAAACAGGCAAUGUUAAAGAUUAGUAAAGUUUCUCCGCCGGGCACACUUGUGUUUUUGACAGAUGAAGAAGCUUUGCUUGUUAGAAUUGUAAGCGGGUGGCGGUAUGUCUCUUUUGGAUCAGUCAUGGUGCCGCCGGUCGAGUCCCUCCUCAACACGGAAACCUUCGACACCUCCAUUCCGGAAUAUAAUCUUCCUUUUCGAACUCCACUCGCUCCGCACAGGGUUCGAUUUCCCAAUGCCCAACAAAUAUAUUUGGCAUGGGUCGCACGUCGCCGGCGAACGGUCCCACACAGCGUACUGUAAUGCUUGGAUCACGGAUUCGCGGAAGGCUUUUGGAUUAGCAUCAUCUCUCCUCAACAGCAGUUUAUUAGGGCAGGAGCAGUUACGAUGCAACAAUUCCCUUGCUGUUCUUUGUAUUGAGGCAAUAAGUCAACGUAAACAUUUC
Messenger RNA from Penaeus indicus, 1672 nucleotides. RefSeq names its product collagen alpha-5(IV) chain-like. Lineage: Eukaryota; Metazoa; Arthropoda; Malacostraca; Decapoda; Penaeidae. Gene Ontology annotation, molecular function: extracellular matrix structural constituent conferring tensile strength. The coding region runs from base 1 to 1530 and encodes 509 amino acids. The transcript is spliced from 15 exons. The record is from RefSeq and is a predicted model, not a curated record. Gene Ontology annotation, biological process: extracellular matrix organization.